Molecule: messenger RNA, 735 nt
Organism: Meriones unguiculatus (Mongolian gerbil)
Lineage: Eukaryota; Metazoa; Chordata; Mammalia; Rodentia; Muridae
Product: zinc finger protein ZFP2-like
Exons: 3
Biological process (GO): regulation of transcription by RNA polymerase II
Molecular function (GO): RNA polymerase II cis-regulatory region sequence-specific DNA binding; DNA-binding transcription factor activity, RNA polymerase II-specific
Source: RefSeq, a predicted model, not a curated record
AAAAGAACACAUACUGGAGGGAAGCCAUAUGAAUGUAAGCAGUAUGGUAAAGCCUUUUCCCAACCCAGUGGUAUCCGAAUGCACAAAAGAACACAUACUGGAGAAAAACCCUUUCAAUGUAAUCAGUGUGGGAAAGCAUUUUCACAAUGCAGAAAUCUCGAAAGGCAUAAAAGAACACAUACUGGAGAGAAGCCCUAUGAAUGUUAUCAGUGUGGGAAAGCCUUUUCACAAUUGAUUAAUCUCCACAUUCAUAAGAGAACACAUACUGGAGAAAAACCCUAUGAAUGUAGUCACUGUGGUAAAGCCUUUUCAAACCACAGUAUACUCCACGUGCAUAAAAGAACACAUACUGGAGAGAAACCCUAUGAAUGUAGUCAAUGCUGUAAAGCCUUUUCACAACUCGGUACACUCCAAGUGCAUAAAAGAACACAUACUGGAGAGAAACCCUAUAAAUGUAAUCAGUGUGGUAAAGCCUUUACACAGUCUAAUGCUCUCCAAGUGCACAAAAGGACACAUACUGGGGAGAAACCCUACGAAUGUAAUCACUGUGGUAAAGCCUUUUCACAAUCCAGUGGUCUCCAAGUGCACAAAAGGACACAUACUGGAGACAAACCUUAGGAAUAUAAUCAAUGUGGUAAUGCCUUUUCAAAACCUAGUAGUCUUCAAAGACAUGAAAAAAUUCACAUUGCAAAGAAACCUUAUGAAUGCAAUCAGUGUGUUAAAUCCUUUUCAUAA